Seminavis robusta is the source of this 2468-nucleotide messenger RNA. Lineage: Eukaryota; Bacillariophyta; Bacillariophyceae; Naviculales; Naviculaceae. The record is from the annotation of a GenBank genome assembly.
AACAUCAUGCAUGUUUGUUAAAUGUGCUGUGCCUACGUGGCGAACAAAGAAAGCUUGUUACUAGUACCGGUCGGAAUGCAAUAACCUUGUAUUACGGCACGCCUGCUCACCGUGCAGGCUCCAACAAUGGCGAUACUGGACAGGCGAAAUCCAGCUACCGGUACUAUAGCCUGCAGCUUGGGGAUCCGGAGUGGGUAGGAUGGAACCAACUCUCACAAAAACAAAAGCACGAACUCAAAAUCAACCACACAUAAUCCAACACAAUGCAAGCUCUAUCCAAUGUUCGCACCCUUGUCACAGGAGGAACCGGCUUUGUUGGUCUUCGCACUGUCUCCAAACUGCUGUCCGACACCCCUACCAAGCAGAUUGGAUUGGCCAUUCGUGCCGAUUCUCAAAAGGCAGCAAAAGCACGCUUGAUGAAAUUGACUCUCCAACAUCCCGGGCUUGGAAUCCAGGACCACCUUGAUCGCAUCGAAAUCAUUCCGUACAAUGGAGCCAAUAUCCCCACCAGAGAGUAUGAUGCACUCCUGAACCUGGCAUCCGACACAGCCUGGACAAAACCUUUGGACGAAAUGCUUCAAGCCAACUGUGCACCUCUUGAAGAGGCAAUCACAGGAAAGACAGUACCAAAGCAUGUAGUUCAUUGUUCAACUGCCUAUGCUCGGCCUUUGGAAUUCGUGUCAGAGGAUACAAUCGCAAAAGAGGAGUCUUUUCCAGAGGGAAGCUCCUUCUUCUCCCCGUAUGCCCAGUCCAAGUAUCAAUGCGAACGUAUGAUCGAGUCCAAUGCCGGAGCCACCGAUACGUGCUAUUCGAUUGUUCGCCCGUCUACCGUUGGUGCCAGCGUCGGGGUGGAUUCCAUGCCUCGUGGUUGGACUACGGACAUGAAAGGCUUGGCGGGAGCAAUGUAUCUUGCAAGCCAAGGCAUGACAAGGGCUCCAGUUGAGCCAAAAUUUGACUCCAAUGUACUACCUGUUGACCACGUUGCCAACACGCUCAUUGCAUCAUUGCUGGAAAAUGUGGUUCGAAAUAGCCCCACACUGGAAUACAUUCAUGCUGCUCCUGGAGACGAAGUAGGCUUAAGCUGGGGUGAUGCUUUCAAGAGGAUCAAUCCAAGUCUGCCUCUAGUAGAAGACGCAGAACCAACCGCACCCUUUUUCCCCGGAAAUGCAAAACUGGAUGCUGCUGGCAAGAUCUUGUACACGGUUGCUGGAAGACCCUUUCGAUUUCAAGCUACCAAACAAGAUACGCUACUAAAACCACUCCUCACAGAUGCGGAACAGAAGACGUUCUGCAUGAAAUGGGGUCCAGAAGACAAUCUUAGCACCUAUUUCCAAGACGCUACAACCGAGGUUCAAAAGAAGCUUGCCGAGAGAGCUGCAGCCAAGAAGCAGAGCAAGAAGGAGUCAGUGAGAGUGGCAGUAAGCUGUAAGCGAACCAAAGCUCAAGUUUCAACGAGCCUGAGUCAAUGAGGACACUUGAGCCUUGUAUUCAAGAGUACAUGUAUGUGAUAGAGUAUUCUUCAUGCUUGCCCGCCAAGGGAUUGAUCAUUCGUAUGUGGGAAAGGUAGUCCCAUCGCAGGUGCGAGACAAGUAGAAGUAAAAGAGUAGAGCUAUAAGAAGAUAGAUCAAACAACGAGAACAGAACUUUGGCAGACGUACUUCAGCUACAGAGAUCGAACCAACAAACCAACCUAGCUACAGAAGCAGAAUGAAACUUAAGCAAUAGCGCUAGCACACGAAGGGAAGAAGGAAAUGUUUCCUUCCUAUGUACAUUUAUGAAUGAUAAGAACUGAAAGAUUCGAAGUCGAGUAGAACCAAGCUGCUGGUUGGUGACGCCCUCACUUCAGCCACUCGUUUUGUCUUCCAGGGAGUCACGAUAUCCACUGGUCCUAUCAGAAUCAUUGCUCGACCGCCUCGUUGACUUGGGAUCAGCAUUGACAGAGUCCAGGGAAGCAGCAAGCAUGACGCGCUUUGUCCGCCUUAGAUCGUUUGCUUUCAUCACUAGUUUUCAUGGCUUUUUUGUUCACUGCCAUCAUCUUGGAGAGCUGCCAGUCGACCCAUUUUUUGAAAUAAAAGUUGUCAGCUGUGCGUGCGUGGAUGCUGUUGUUGCUCUUUGUUUUUGCAGCUUGGAUGGGAAUUGUGAGCCCAAGAUAGACAGCUAGCUACUAGCCAUGUGCCGGUAUUCCAGGAGGGACAGUCGACACGUCAAGAUCCCCCCUCUUCUAAAUGGAUCAAUCGAGAAAGAUGGGUUUCACCGAAAGUUGACAUGUCCAAUGAAACUUCCCAGACCAUCCGCCGCCAGCCACAGUCUAAAAUGUAUCUCCUUGGCAUCCUCGGUCAAUUGGGGUCGUCAAAGUUGCUGAAACCAAGUGAAACUGGUUUUGGAGGCUAAGCUAUGUAUAGCUAGCAAGGUGUCGGGAGUGGUUAUUAGGGCUCAGAAAGUACCAACACCUACAUGUACAUCACGGU